Dufourea novaeangliae is the source of this 1932-nucleotide messenger RNA. RefSeq names its product protein crooked neck (gene crn). The record is from RefSeq and is a predicted model, not a curated record. Gene Ontology annotation, molecular function: protein binding. The coding region runs from base 232 to 1932 and encodes 566 amino acids. The transcript has 14 exons. Gene Ontology annotation, biological process: spliceosomal complex assembly; mRNA splicing, via spliceosome. Gene Ontology annotation, cellular component: Prp19 complex; post-mRNA release spliceosomal complex; U2-type catalytic step 2 spliceosome. Lineage: Eukaryota; Metazoa; Arthropoda; Insecta; Hymenoptera; Halictidae.
UAGAAUAAAAUAAGUGUAGCAAGCAAGCUGUAGCAAAUUUUUUUGAGGUUUUUGUUUUGUGUCGUUUAUUCAGUUAUGCCUAUCGUAAAUAUAUAAAAUUCGGAGUCUAGUAAUAAAAAUAUUGGAAAUGCAGUCAUCAAUGACAUGUAAAGGCUGCUUACCAUAAAGUAACGACAAGAAUAGGAAUAUAGCGGCUUACAUAUUUAAAGAAGUGUAACUAAUUCAAACACCAUGGAGAAGUCUCAGAAAAUGCCAAAAGUUGCUAAGGUUAAGAAUAAAGCGCCUGCUGAAAUUCAAAUAACAGCAGAACAGCUUUUGCGGGAGGCUAAAGAAAGAGAUCUUGAGAUUUUACCUCCGCCACCAAAACAAAAAAUUUCUGAUCCUCAUGAAUUAGCUGAUUAUCAACAUCGUAAGCGCAAAGCUUUUGAAGACAAUAUCCGCAAGAAUCGUAUGGUAAUCUCAAAUUGGAUAAAGUAUGCUCAGUGGGAAGAAAGUCAGAAGCAGAUACAAAGGGCACGCUCUAUCUAUGAGCGAGCAUUAGAUGUAGAUCACAGAAACAUUACAUUAUGGCUGAAGUACACAGAGAUGGAAAUGCGAAAUCGUCAAGUAAACCAUGCCAGAAAUUUAUGGGACCGUGCAGUUACUAUAUUGCCUAGAGCAAAUCAAUUCUGGUAUAAAUAUACUUAUAUGGAAGAAAUGUUAGAAAAUAUUGCCGGUGCACGUCAAGUAUUCGAAAGGUGGAUGGAAUGGGAACCUGAUGAACAGGCUUGGCAAACGUACAUUAAGUUCGAAUUGAGGUACAAAGAAAUACAAAGAGCCAGACAAAUUUAUGAGACAUUUGUGAUGGUUCACCCCGAUGUUAAACAUUGGAUAAAGUAUGCACGGUUUGAGGAAUCGCACGGAUUCAUAAAUGGAGCUCGUAGUGUUUAUGAGAGAGCUAUUAACUUCUACGGUGAUGAAAGUUUGGAUGAAAAGUUGUUUAUUGCAUUUGCGAAAUUUGAAGAAGGACAAAGAGAGCAUGAUCGAGCCAGAGUAAUUUACAAAUAUGCAUUGGAUCAUAUUCCAAAAGAGAAGACACAAGAAAUUUAUAAAGCAUAUACCAUACAUGAAAAGAAAUAUGGAGAUCGCUCAGGUAUUGAGGAUGUAAUUGUCAGCAAAAGGAAGUAUCAAUAUGAGCAAGAAGUAAACGAAAAUCCUUCGAAUUAUGAUGCUUGGUUUGACUACUUGAGAUUAGUGGAGUCUGAAGGAAAUGUAGAUAUUAUCAGAGAAACUUACGAACGGGCUAUAGCUAAUGUACCUCCGACCAAAGAAAAACAGUUUUGGAGAAGAUACAUUUAUCUUUGGAUAAACUAUGCUCUUUUUGAAGAACUCGAUACUGAAGAUAUAGAAAGAUGUCGACAGGUCUACAGGGCAUGUUUAGAGUUAAUACCUCAUAAACAUUUCACUUUUUCAAAAAUUUGGCUGCUCUAUGCGUAUUUCGAGAUAAGACAAAAAAAUUUAACAGCGGCUAGAAAAACGUUGGGUAUGGCAUUAGGUAUUUCUUCUAGAGACAAAUUAUACCGUGGAUACAUCGACUUAGAAAUACAAUUGAGAGAAUUCGAUAGAUGUAGAAUUUUAUACCAAAAGUUUCUCGAAUUUGGUCCAGAGAAUUGCACUACAUGGAUGAAAUUUGCAGAGUUGGAAACACUUUUAGGUGAUGUAGAGCGUGCUAGAGCUAUUUACGAAUUAGCUAUAUCGCAGCCUAGAUUGGACAUGCCGGAACUUCUAUGGAAGUCCUAUAUUGAUUUUGAAAUAGCGCAGGAUGAAACAGAAAAUGCAAGACAAUUAUUUGAAAGAUUGAUAGAACGUACGCUUCACGUGAAGGUCUGGAUCGCGUAUGCCAAAUUUGAAUUAUAUCAAGUGGUGAUAAAGAAAGCAGAGCGCUGCUUUUAG